Messenger RNA from Coccidioides posadasii C735 delta SOWgp, 1609 nucleotides. RefSeq lists its product as uncharacterized. Lineage: Eukaryota; Fungi; Ascomycota; Eurotiomycetes; Onygenales; Onygenaceae. The record is from RefSeq and is a predicted model, not a curated record.
CGAAAUAGCUUCACCCUCAUGCCCACGGAUCUCACACAAAGGUUCAAUUUGUAAUCGCUGAUUGAGACUCAGACAGUAUGUUUUCUGGGUAGGAUUUCACUUACCCUUCCCCUUUUUGCUCUCGUUUUCUCGAUGGACUUGGUGGCGUCUUGUGUACUUUUAUCUUGGUGUUUACAUUCCACUUUGCUGUUGAACGAGGGUUCUGGAUGAACGGUACUCACCAGAAUCCAAUGGUUGGCGAUUGCGGUACUUCGAGUGGAAAUUUACGCGCCUUACUCGCCAGCUGGGCCUAACGAUAAUAAUCAGAGAUCUCAAAGCCUUCUCGCCGCUGGCCGGUCAAUAGCAUUAAUGACGGUAUUUCUCGAGUUCGGAUCAAGAGCGACGAAGUUUUCUACAGACUCUCCCUGGGCAAUAGCCCACUGCCCGGUGGAUGUCCAUGAUGCGGGCCAUCGCGACAUUCAUCAACGUUGUUCAUUUACUAGGAAUCAUCCGACCUGUGGUCUCGACGGAUAUUCCAGGCCAUAACCUCCUCUAUCGCGCGCCGUCCCUCGAAGCUAGUGUUCGACAGAAUGCCUUCGAUCGAGCUUCUCUGUCUUCGCACUUGGUGCGAAGGGCGCCAUCGCCUCAGCAGAUGGGGCCACCGUCAACGCCACCACUAAACGAGCAACAAUUCAACGAAACUGCUACCACAGCCUGUCUCGAUGCGUUGGAUAGUGUGCAAUCUGUUGUGAACCCUUCUGGCAUGGCCGCAUGUUACAAUAUCCCGUUUUUCAAUGCUACGACGGGGACUUUCGCUGCCGAUAUCAGGCUCUAUCAAGUCUCUCCGCCGUCGGACGGUUUCGCAGGAGUGCCGACGUCACAAUAUACACUAGAGAUGAUGAUACCGGCGGCAACAGUCUCUUCUCCAGAUCGGUUAGCAUCGAAUCAGUCAACGGGACCGAACAGUCCUCUACUCCUACAGGAUUUCAGGCAUAUAGGACAGCUGGAUCCUCGUCUUCAAAUUGAUAAGCUAACAACGGGAGACCUCCGCUUCCUCCUAAUUCCAAAUAUAACAAUAACUGCUCGAUCCGCCUCGAACGGCUCCUUCGUCACUGCCCUAUCCUCCGACACUCUAUCCUAUGUUUCCGGCUAUUUAAUGAACGAAGAUCGCUCUCCGAACAAUAUCACGUUUCCAGAUGCCGCCGCUAAAGUACCCGAGAUUGUUGCAGCUGCCACCAAAUUCGUUAUUCCAGGGACUGCUAUAGAAAUUUUUCCUAUCGGGCUAAUAGUGACCGCAAUAUGGACAGGGCUUUUCUUCUUAACCGUGGGCCUGGGAACGCUGGGGCGAAUGCAGUUCCGGGAUCACUUUCAGGGCAGGGUACAGAUGGAUGCUGCGAGGAAGCGCGGACGCCUGUUUUCAAGGUCUUAAAAUUGAUUGGCAGUUUGAUUGGAAGUGUUGAGGCUUGUGACAUGGGUUGUACACUAUGAAUUGAUGCCGAUACAUGAUGGUUUAUGUUUUACUCUUUUUUUGAACAUAUGUAUUUGUUUACAGUUUCUUUGUUGUUCUUUUGUUUCCUUUUUUUUUUUUUUUUUUUAUUUACUUUAUUUUUUACUAGUAUGUUAUUUGAGA